AUGAAAUCUAUCAUUGUCUUACUCAACUUAAUUAUGAUGGCCACAUGUUUAGAGGCCUAUUGUAUUUAUAAUGAUCUUCCAGAAGGCGGUGGUACUUUCUGGAUAAGACAACAACCCGACAAUGCCGGUGGGCUUUAUACAUCUCGAUUUUCACGUGAGGCGUUAGGUCCAGGAGACAAAGCGUGUUGUCCUUACACUACAUCUGAUUGUGUCAAAUCAACAAACAAAGAAGACAUAGUCUCUUUCACUUUCCGAAGAACUUCUCCGGGUUUAGAGUAUCCUCCUGUGGUUAUAAAUUGUCCUGGUGGUGGGUGGAUUACGAUGGGAGGAGGCAAUGAUCCUGUAUUGGCUACCAUUGAUGUAUUCAACCCAGAUGGCACCCCAUAUAAUUUCCAAUAUAGAGUGGACCAUCAAGCUGGUUACCUUUAA
This is a messenger RNA of Mucor mucedo, 429 nucleotides long. RefSeq lists its product as uncharacterized. The transcript has 3 exons. NCBI's taxonomy places the organism in Eukaryota, Fungi, Mucoromycota, Mucoromycetes, Mucorales, Mucoraceae. Bases 1 to 429 code for a protein of 142 amino acids. The record is from RefSeq and is a predicted model, not a curated record.